AUGUCCCAGUGCAAUAAGAAAGCCAAGCACAGUGACAUCGUUGUCCUUUAUGCCCGAAACCUGAGAGCUUUGGACACUAGUGAACAGGAGCAUUUAAGAAGUUCGCUACUGAAGGAGCAAAUGCUUAGGAAGCAAGCCGAGUUAGAAUCAGCCCAGUGCCGGCUCCAACUCCAGGUCCUCACUGAUGAAUGUACUAAACUGCACAGUCGUGUUCAGGAUUUGCAAAGUCUUAUUAUGCAGCAUAAGGAACAAACUUUACAGCGACUCAGGGGCUCCCAAGCACAGUUCCUGAGCUGCCAGUCUUCCAGCCAGGGCCAGCGCAAGUACCACUUCCAGAAGACCUUCCCAGUGUCUCAGACAGGAAGCUGGAUCAUGGAAUACUGUGAAACUCUUAGCUGCCUGGUGGUGUCACAGCCUUCUCCUCAAGCCUCCUUCCUUCCAGGCUUUGGUGUUAGGAUGCUGAGUACAGCCAACAUGAAAAGUAGUCAGUACAUUCCAAUGCAUGGCAAACAGAUACGUGGAUUGGCUUUCAACCCCCGAUCCAAAGGCUUGCUGCUCUCUGCUUCCCUGGACAACACUGUUAAAUUGACCAGCCUGGAGACAAAUACUGUGGUGCAGACUUACAAUACUGGUCGGCCUGUCUGGAGCUGUUGCUGGUGUCUUGAUGAAAACUAUUAUCUCUAUGCUGGGCUGGUCAACGGUUCAAUUCUGGUGUACGACAUGCGAAUUACAAACUCUCACGUCCAGGAGUUGGUGCCUCAGAAAGCCAGAUGCCCGCUGGUAUCCCUGUCAUAACCUAAAGCUGCUUCGGCUGCCUUUCCGUAUGGUGGAGUACUGGCUGGAACCUUGGAGAAUGCUUCCUUCUGGGUGCUGAGACCAGGCUUUUCUCAUUGGCCUCACGUGCUGCCCUUGGAGCAAGGGGGCUGUAUAGACUUCCAGACAGAAAGUAGCACCCGGCACUGUCUUGUGACCUACAGGCCUGAUAAAAACCACAGUACCAUGCGGAGUGUGCUGAUGGAGAUGUCCUAUAGGCUGGAUGAUGCUGGAGAGCCAGUCUGCUCCUGCAAUCCUGUACAAACAUUCCAUGGUGGACCCACUUGCAAACUGUUGACCAAAAAUGCCAUUUUCCAAAGUCCAGAGCAUGAUGGUAGCAUCUUGGUGUGUACUGGGGAUGAAGCAUCAAAUUCUGCUUUGCUGUGGGAUGCCAGCAAUGGCUCAAAGUUACAGGACCUGCAGACUGAUCAUCCUGUCUUGGACAUCUGCCCAUUUGAGGUGAACCAUAAUAGCUACCUGGCCACCUUGACAGAGAAGAUGGUCCACCUCUAUAGGUGGGAGUGACCAUGGUUUUGAGCUUUCAGAUCUACUGAUGGUUCAUGUUAAAUGCUUUUUGCUAGCACCUAGCAGCCUUGAGUAAUAUUCCUGUUUAUUGCUUGUGGACAACUUUUGGGAUCAUGGUUCUUUUGGAUUAAUAUGAUUCUGGGACUCCAGGUCACUUAGACACUACAGAUUGUGUAUCUGCUAUAUCCCUUAAAAGAGUAAGUACUGGUGGUCCAUCUUCAUUUUCUAUUUCUUGAGUUACGAGCCUUCUUGAGUCUUUUUGGGAAUCUGUCUUUAUUUCCUGUCUUUCUGUUGGACCUGAGAAUAUCCUCUCAGCAGUCUUCUAAGAUAGGCGUGUUCACCAAGCGUUUUCCAGGGGAUAUGACACCCCACUUGAAUGGUCUUUUCACUGGGUUAAUUGCUUUGAGAGUCCUGCAUUGUUUGCUGCUUGGAUGCAGCAUGGAUGUAGAAGAGUCCUUCUCCAGUUAAACACAAGAGGGCACUGUGGAACCUUGUGUGUGAUUUAAUUUAUUUCUCAGCCUAAUGGCUGACCUUUUGGUACCUUGGUCUCAUCUCCACAGAAAUGUGUGGUAGAACACAUCUGGCAUGCUUUGUGGCAACAGUAGUUACGUUUGAGGCACACGGUGCUGGAAUGUCAGCAAGCCCAGUGAUGAAGGCAACUGAUGAGUGUUAGAAUCUUUGCUAAUGCUGAGUACAUUAAACUCAUUGCAUAUUUUGAGAUCUAAAGACAAAAGACCAGUUGUUUGAGCAAUAGGGAAGGCUUGUAUAUUUAGCUAUUUUAGGAUCUCAGGGUUAGUUUUAUCCAAUUCAAAGCUUUAAAGACUACUGCUUUCCUCUCUCACUAGGAAAAAAUGAAUGAUAUGUCAAAGCUCUUAUUUUAGUCUCACCUAAGAUUGAGAGCAAAGGACUAAGAGCUCACAGGAGAGAAGCUACACUCAAACCAUUUUUGAGGAUAGAACGGCUUGUUUUUUACCAUUUUGAGAGUUCCUAUCUCAAUAAAGCCAAUCCCUCAGAGUAAGGGACUGUUCUUGAGCAUGUUUUUAGUUCCCAGGUAAAAGCUUUCCUCUCUGAAAUUGAUGUUUGACUCUUAAGUUCCUCUGAUUUUCCUCCAUAAUGUUUUGUAAAAGUGUAGGUAAUAAAAGGUUAUUCUCAGGAAGAGAGUGGUGGCUGGAGACCCACAUGGUGGCAGGGAGAUGCUCACCAGCUGUCGUUCCUCUCCUGCACUGGCCAGCACUGAGCGCUGGUCUCUCCACUGGAGGCUCAGUUUCUGUUUGCCUCAGGCUCCUCUGCUGAACCACCGUCUUCAAGGGGUGGCAGGUCACUGCCCUGUUCUUUGAUGCAGGAUGUUUUUUCUUACAUGAUUGUCAGAGAGAUGCUACUUUUAUUAUAAAACAAUUCUGAGCUAUCAACUGUCUGGAAGGUUGCCAGGAUUUUUCUCAUUGUUGUGGAUUUCCCCAGAGUUCCAUAUUCUAGUUACUAACCUUUUUAAUGGCCUCCUUCUAUUUGAGAACAUCUUUAUAAAAGCCACCUUCUGGAGUCUGGGCAAAACUCCCCUUUCUUGGUGGAGAUGUUCCUUAUGAUAUGUUGAUUAAGAGUGGCUCCCUGGGCCCGACACUUCAGUAGAAAGUCAUCUGAUUUCAGCAGACUGGCAGAGAGGAUGCGAGUGGUCAGCCUCUGACUGCCUUUCUCUUUGGGGUAGGUUAGGAUUUGACUUGCUUUGAAGUCUACUCAACUGAUACUCAUUGGUUUCCCCUAAGAGUAGGAACUAAGGGAUUUGUUACUAGGGAGGUUGGGUGAAUCUCAAGGUUUGCCUGACCUUGCAUUCCUACAAUAUGCUUGGAUGUUUUGGAAGCGAAUUGACGUGACUAUGACUGAUUUCUCCAUGGGAAAUGGGGGACCACCCUACUUGCAGGAAGCUGUACCUGACUAGCUCUAGUCCACUGAGCACUACCAGGGUCUCUGUCUACCAUGUUCCCUUACCUCUGUCUACCUCUGGUGGUUUUCCCAUUAGAGGGUUUGGAGUUAAGCUGAUUUAAAAUGUCUUUUGUAUGUUUUGUGCCUGCUUUGAAAAUGGGGCAAUAGAUUGUUGUUCAUAUUCUGUUUUAAUGUUUGUAUUUUCUGCUUUAGUGUUAAUAAGAAAAUAAAGAGUUUGCCAUGUGUAAUA
Oryctolagus cuniculus (rabbit) is the source of this 3502-nucleotide messenger RNA. Lineage: Eukaryota; Metazoa; Chordata; Mammalia; Lagomorpha; Leporidae. The record is from RefSeq and is a predicted model, not a curated record.